Messenger RNA from Mercurialis annua (annual mercury), 1696 nucleotides. Its product is annotated as protein GLUTELIN PRECURSOR ACCUMULATION 3. Gene Ontology annotation, molecular function: protein binding. The transcript has 16 exons. The record is from RefSeq and is a predicted model, not a curated record. The coding region runs from base 51 to 1556 and encodes 501 amino acids. NCBI's taxonomy places the organism in Eukaryota, Viridiplantae, Streptophyta, Magnoliopsida, Malpighiales, Euphorbiaceae.
CAAAAAUACAACCGAGUCCACGCAGCACAUAGAAAAAGAGGGAAGAAGAAAUGCAUUACUGGGUUGAAGCUUCUUCUUCUGAUUUCAAUGGACCACUUCCUCAACCUCGCAGUGGUCACAGUUCUGUUAUCGUUGGAAAAUCCAAAGUUGUCAUCUUCGGUGGCCUCAUUGACAAGAAAUUGUUGAGUGACAUCGUUGUAUAUGAUAUGGAGAACAAGCUUUGGUUUCAACCAGAGUGCAGCGGAAGUGGGUCCGAUGGACAAGUAGGUCCCAGUCCCAGAGCAUUUCAUAUUGCUGUUUCAAUUGAUUGUCACAUGUUCAUCUUCGGUGGGCGUUCUGGUAGCAGAAGGAUGGGUGACUUUUGGGUUCUAGAUACUGAUAUCUGGCAAUGGUCAGAGCUGACCAGUUUUGGUGACCUGCCUUCGCCAAGGGAUUUUUCUGCAGCCUCGGCUAUUGGAAACCAGAAGAUCGUAAUGUAUGGCGGGUGGGAUGGCAAAAAGUGGUUGUCAGAUGUUUACCUCUUGGACACAAUUUCACUUGAGUGGACGGAGCUGUCAGUUACUGGAGCAUUGCCUCCACCUAGAUGUGGCCAUACAGCAACCAUGCUUGAGAAACGUUUACUUAUCUAUGGUGGCAGAGGUGGUGGUGGGCCGAUCAUGGGUGAUUUGUGGGCUCUGAAGGGUCUUAUUGAAGAAGAGAAUGAAACGCCUGGAUGGACCCAAUUGAAGCUUCCUGGUCAAGCUCCUUCUUCUCGUUGUGGCCACACAAUAACUUCUGGAGGGAACUAUCUGCUGCUGUUUGGUGGUCAUGGCACUGGUGGCUGGUUGAGUCGUUAUGACCUUUAUUACAAUGAUUGCGUUGUAUUAGACAGGGUCUCUGCACAAUGGAAAAGAUUACCUACUACCGGGGAUCCUCCUCCUGCUCGAGCAUACCACACCAUGACAUGCAUCGAUUCAAGACAUCUGUUGUUUGGAGGCUUUGAUGGGAAGUCAACAUUUGGUGAUCUAUGGUGGUUGGUUCCAGAAGGUGACCCUAUAGCAAAGCGGAUGGUUGUAUCUCCCCGAAAAACUCUUCCUGAAAGUAAUGAUUUUGGGAAGGCAAAAGGUAGUGUCCAGUCUGCAUACAAGGAAAGUCAAAGGGAAGAAUCUGCUGUGGCAGAACUACAAAAGAGGUUAGAAAUUUCAGUUUCACUCUCAAGUUCUGGGUUCCAAAUUGUAGAUGAGUUGGAAGAUAGAGAAUUUAUUGAACUUGCAUCUGGACUGGCGGGAGAUGGAGUUUCUACCAAUGAACAGAAAAUUCAGGCGCUUCGUGAUUACUGGAAGAAGUCUACGCCGAGGUCUAUACCACUGAAGGAGGUUGGACCCUUGCUUCGUGACUACCGACGUCUGAUUACUCGUCAUCAUCUGGAAAAAGGCGGAGCUGAUUUACAGUCCGUGGAGUCUGGUUUUCCUGAGAAAUAUGCCUAUCAGUUUUAUCACAUGAAAAAUGCUUCUCAGUUGCGGAUGGAUGAUAUACCGAAGCUGCUGGCGGAGUACAAACAGCUUUUGCCGGGUUGAGGAAUUGUUUAGGGAUCCUCUUUCAGGUGGGAAAUUGGUAUUUGUAUAUGACUAUGUGAACCAUUUCCAUCUCUUCUGUAAACAGAUUCUGAUAAUGUCGGCUGGUAAUGGAUAAUUAUUGUAUGAUAUUUACAUGCUAA